This is a messenger RNA of Odobenus rosmarus divergens (Pacific walrus), 3717 nucleotides long. RefSeq names its product R3H domain containing 2 (gene R3HDM2). Bases 107 to 3031 code for a protein of 974 amino acids. Lineage: Eukaryota; Metazoa; Chordata; Mammalia; Carnivora; Odobenidae. The record is from RefSeq and is a predicted model, not a curated record. Gene Ontology annotation, molecular function: nucleic acid binding. The transcript is spliced from 23 exons.
GCAGCCGAGCGGCCGUGGGCCCGGGCGGCGGGCGGAGACGCUGGCGCCCUCCCCGCUACGGCCCGUGUGAGGAGUCCAUAGAGGCUACUGUAUUAUUUUGAAGAAGAUGUCUAACAGUAACACUACUCAAGAGACCCUGGAAAUAAUGAAAGAAUCAGAAAAAAAACUGGUGGAAGAAUCGGUAAAUAAAAACAAGUUUAUAUCUAAGACUCCAAGUAAGGAAGAAACUGAGAAAGAGAGUGAAGAUACUGGUUUGCGUCAGGAGACACAGAGGCGGACAUCCAACCAUGGUCAUGCCAGGAAAAGAGCCAAGUCUAAUUCCAAGCUGAAGUUGGUGCGCAGCCUGGCAGUGUGUGAGGAGUCCUCUGCCCCAUUUGCUGAUGGGCCACUAGAAACCCAGGAUAUAAUUCAGUUGCACAUCAGCUGCCCCUCUGACAAGGAGGAAGAAAAAUCCACAAAGGAUGUCUCUGAAAAGGAAGACAAGGACAAAAACAAAGAAAAGGUCCCAAGGAAGAUGCUUUCUAGAGACUCCAGCCAAGAAUAUACAGACUCCACUGGAAUAGACCUACAUGAAUUUCUUGUAAAUACACUGAAAAAGAACCCAAGGGACAGAAUGAUGCUGCUAAAAUUAGAACAGGAGAUUCUGGAAUUUAUUAAUGACAACAAUAACCAGUUCAAGAAGUUCCCUCAGAUGACCUCAUAUCACCGGAUGCUAUUACACCGGGUAGCUGCCUAUUUUGGGAUGGACCACAAUGUUGAUCAAACUGGAAAAGCUGUCAUCAUCAACAAAACCAGUAACACAAGAAUCCCUGAACAGAGAUUCUCAGAACACAUAAAGGAUGAGAAGAAUACAGAAUUUCAACAGAGAUUCAUUCUCAAGAGAGAUGAUGCCAGUAUGGACCGAGAUGAUAACCAGACUGGCCAGAACGGAUAUCUAAAUGACAUCAGACUCUCCAAAGAAGCCUUUUCUUCUAGCUCUCACAAGAGAAGGCAGAUUUUUAGGGGGAACCGUGAGGGGCUGAGCCGAACCUCAAGCAGCCGCCAGAGCAGCACAGACAGCGAACUCAAAUCCCUGGAGCCACGGCCGUGGAGCAGCACAGACUCUGACGGCUCUGUCCGGAGCAUGCGGCCCCCUGUCACCAAAGCCAGCAGCUUCAGUGGCAUCUCUAUCCUCACCCGAGGGGACAGCAUCGGGAGCAGUAAAGGUGGCAGUGCAGGAAGGAUCUCCAGGCCAGGUAUGGCACUAGGUGCCCCAGAAGUGUGCAACCAGGUCACCUCAUCCCAGUCCGUCCGGGGCCUUCUCCCUUGUACUGGCCAGCAGCAGCCACAGCAGCCGCAGCUUCCUGCUCUCCCACCCACGCCUCAGCAACAGCCACCCUUGAAUAAUCACAUGAUCUCACAGGCAGAUGACCUCAGCAACCCCUUUGGACAAAUGAGCCUUAGUCGCCAAGGUUCUACUGAAGCAGCUGACCCAUCCUCAGCUCUGUUCCAGCCCCCACUUAUCUCCCAGCAUCCUCAGCAGACUAGCUUCAUCAUGGCUUCUACGGGACAGCCCCUCCCCACAUCCAACUAUUCCCCUUCUAGCCAUGCGCCACCUACUCAGCAAGUCCUGCCGCCCCAGGGCUAUAUGCAGCCCCCUCAACAGAUCCAGGUUUCUUACUAUCCCCCUGGACAGUAUCCUAACUCCAACCAGCAAUAUCGACCUCUCUCUCACCCGGUGGCCUACAGCCCCCAACGUGGUCAACAGCUGCCUCAGCCAUCCCAGCAGCCUGGUUUACAGCCCAUGAUGCCUAAUCAGCAGCAGGCGGCUUACCAAGGCAUGAUUGGGGUCCAGCAGCCACAGAACCAGGGCCUGCUCAGCAACCAGAGGAGCAGCAUGGGGGGCCAGAUGCAAGGCCUGGUGGUUCAGUACACUCCACUGCCUUCUUACCAAGUCCCAGUGGGUAAUGACUCACAAAAUGUGGUCCAACCGCCUUUCCAGCAACCCAUGCUGGUCCCUGCGAGCCAAUCUGUGCAAGGGGGCCUCCCAGCAGGGGGCGUACCAGUGUACUACAGCGUGAUCCCACCGACUCAGCAGAACGGUACGAGCCCUUCUGUGGGGUUUCUGCAACCUCCCGGCUCUGAGCAGUACCAGAUGCCUCAGUCUCCCUCUCCCUGCAGUCCACCACAGAUGCCACAGCAGUACUCAGGAGUGUCACCUUCUGGACCAGGUGUGGUGGUCAUGCAGCUGAAUGUCCCUAAUGGACCCCAGCCCCCCCAGAACCCAUCCAUGGUCCAGUGGAGUCAUUGUAAAUAUUACAGCAUGGACCAGCGUGGGCAGAAACCUGGAGACCUAUACAAUCCUGACAGUAGCCCCCAGGCCAACACUCAGAUGAGCAGCAGCCCCGUCACAUCUCCUACCCAGUCUCCAGCACCCUCUCCUGUCACCAGCCUCAGCAGUGUCUGCACAGGACUCAGUCCCCUUCCUGUCCUCACACAGUUCCCCAGGCCUGGGGGUCCAGCACAGGGUGAUGGGCGCUACUCCCUCUUGGGCCAGCCAUUACAGUACAAUCUGUCUCUCUGCCCUCCCUUGCUCCAUGGCCAGUCGACUUACACGGUACACCAGGGACAGAGUGGAUUGAAGCAUGGAAACCGGAGCAAGAGACAAGCACUCAAAUCUGCCUCCACUGACCUGGGGACAACAGAUGUCGUCCUGGGCCGGGUGCUGGAGGUGACAGAUCUCCCUGAGGGCAUCACUCGGACCGAGGCAGACAAACUCUUCACUCAGCUUGCCAUGUCUGGCGCCAAGAUCCAAUGGCUCAAGGAUGCUCAGGGGCUGCCUGGCGGGGGCGGGGGGGACAACGGUGGGACUGCUGAGAACGGCCGCCAUGCGGACCUCGCUGCCUUGUACACCAUCGUGGCUGUGUUUCCCAGCCCCCUGGCUGCCCAGAAUGCCUCUCUUCGCCUCAACAACUCUGUGAGUCGCUUCAAACUUCGAGUGGCCAAAAAGAACUAUGACCUGAGGAUCCUGGAGCGAGCCAGCUCCCAAUAAACGGAGGAGGGGAAGGGACCGGCACAGUAGGGGUGGGGGCAGGGUGGAGGGGGUCGAGGGAUCCUGACAGAUCACGGACAGAGGCAGAAAGGAAGGUGACAGACACUGAACUGGAGCCUGAGACAGUGGGGAUGAAGAUGGAACAGACACACUGGCACUGGACUCCUCCUCGCUCCCCUGCCAUGGGUCCCCUCUUUUUCCCCUGGUUGGCCCCCCUUGCUUCCCUCUCCUUCCCAUCCUCUUCUGUUAUUUUUUAUCUCUUCUCCCACCAUGAAAUUAAUUUUUUUCAUAUUUUUUUGGUCAGGUAGAAUUGGGAGGGUCCCACACUCCCCUCUUCGAUCUCCUUACCAUCCCAAGGUCCCUUUUCAUUUCUAGUCUUUAUGAAUAUAUUUAUAUGGACAGAAUUAAGAAAAGCAAAAUUGAUUUCCCCUUUCUCUCACUUCCCCCAUCUUGUCUCCCCAAACCCCAAAGAGUGAAAACUUGGGCCUCCCCCCACGUCCCAGAACACUUGUAUAUUGUUUGAGGUUCGUGCGGCAGUAACAGACAGUAUUUAAUUGCACAUACAGAUGUUUGCUGGGUAUAUUCACUGUAAAUUUUAUUUAAUCUGAUUUUUUGUUUGUUUGGGGGGUUACUUGGGGGGAGGUUGAUUUUUGUUUUUAAAUAUAAAAAAAAAAUCUGUCACUGGA